Messenger RNA from Erigeron canadensis, 822 nucleotides. RefSeq lists its product as uncharacterized. The record is from RefSeq and is a predicted model, not a curated record. Bases 178 to 642 code for a protein of 154 amino acids. The transcript is spliced from 2 exons. Lineage: Eukaryota; Viridiplantae; Streptophyta; Magnoliopsida; Asterales; Asteraceae.
AGUAUUUCCCUUGCAUCAAAACUGGGUAUCGGGUUUCACCCGAAAUCUCAAAAAGUUCGGGUCUAUCAUCAAGUCUAUAAAUUAGAUAGUUGAGUUACCAAUCUCCGUCACAACAAUACAAACAGCUUCCUUAUAUAAGAAAUAUAAAAAAGAUCAUAUCAUAAAAUAUUUAUAAUCAUGAAUAAUAACAAUAUGUAUGCAGUGGUGUUGUUUAUAGUACUUGUAAUCACAACUACUACGAUGAGCUCGGUUUUGUGUUCUUCUUCGGCCAACAUUAAUAAUGAUGAUAAGGAGAUUUUAAUGGUGGUGGAAGAACAAACCUCAUCCAUGGAGCAGCCAAUAACUGGGAUGGAUCAGAAGCAUCCAGUUGAACUUGGACGAAUCGGUCUAAAAGGUGGAAGGUCAGUGACAUUAUCGUCGCUUGUAAAUGGCAGAGAGAAUUCUUGUGUUCCUCCUGGAGAUCCGUGUGGUGCGCUUGAUUGGUGCUGUGAAGGCCUCUAUUGCACUAAUCCCGUAUAUGGAUCGUGCAAACCUAUCGAAAACUGCCGCAAGAAGGGUGAUACAUGUUUAACGGUAGUUAGAUUUGAAUGCUGUUAUCCCCUUAAGUGCAGUGACUCUGUAUAUGGCGGCAAGUGUGUUUAGUAACUACUUCAAUAAUGUAAUGAAUUUUAUUACUGGAUUACUUUAUGUGUGUGUGUGUGUUUGUGUAAUAAUGCUGCAUCCGGACCGAAUUUGAUUCCGUAUCUUAUGUCUGUUAAUUUGUUUCUUUGAAUAAACAGUUAGCUAACAAAUAUAUAGUUUGUUAGCUAAUUAAUUAUGGUA